GUGGUGUGUGAGGGUGUGUGGUGUGUGUAUGGUGUGUGUAUGGUGUGUGUGGGGGUGUGCAGGUGUGUGGUAUGAGGUGAUCACUGUAGGAGCAGCAGCUGAUCACUCUCAGGGCUUCAAACAUGGAGGACUACAGAGACUCCUCUCAGCCAGGAGUGUGGGUGUGUCCUCAGAGCAGAGCUCCAGGGCCAGGGAGCUGCUGGGCAGUGUGGCCCAGCUGAGGCCUCUCCUCUGUGGGCAGGCUGAGGAGCUGCUGCAGGCCUCCCUGGAGCUCUGCUCCUCCCUGUUGCUACGCGCUCUGGACAGGCUGGCAGCCACGACAGGACAGUUUGUCCACGUCCUCAAAGACGAUCUGGUACGAAGCUCCCUAUUGGCUCUCCACACCACUAGCCCCGCCCCAACCCAGACAUGGAGUACGACGAGGAGGGACUGCAUGUGGGCUAAUGUAGCAAAGAGUCUGAACUGCAUCGUGGCGAUGGUGGACAGACUGCAGGAAAGAGAUCACACACCACAGGAAGUGACAUCAGAGGGGUCAACUGACAACACAAAGAAUACCGGCUGGCGGGACCAGCUGCUCCCCCUGGUGGUGACCCUGCAGGACUGUGUGGGGGAGGCGGAGGCGUGGGCGCGGCCUGCUGUGACAGCCUUCCUCCUGCAGGGGGAGCACCGCUGCUGCCCCGGAGCCCCCAUCACCCAGCGCAGAGACGCUGUGUUCAGCCAGGCGCUGUCUGCCCUGGUGUGUGGGGUGUGUCUGCGUGUGUAUUCAGGUCUGCAGGAUCAGCUGUUUCUGCAGCAGCUCCACCUGCAGGGGGUCCUGGUCCAGUACGAGGGACUGCUGAGCACCUACGGAGACGAGCAGGGGAUACUGGAGGAUAUGGAGGUAGGAGUGAUGGAUCUGAACAGAGUCUCCUUCAGCCUCAGCCUGGCCACGAGCGACCUGCCCUGCAGCAUGCAGCCCUGCCUGUCCUCCCCCCGGGGGGAUGACAUCGUUGUCCAGGUUCCGUUGCCCCCGGAUGCGUUUGCGGCGUUGCCGUGGGAACUCAGAGAUGGGCAGUUGGUGAGAGUUCAUCCUGUGUUCUUCAACAUAGGAAUCAACCAGCAACAGAGUCUGGCUGAAAGGUUUGGAGACAGCUCUGUUCAGGACAGGAUUAACAUGAGGAGCUUUGAGCUUCUGAAGGUCUACUACAACACACUGAAGAAGACACUGCCCUCUGUCUGUGGUGUGGAGGUGGAGCAGGUGGAGGAGGUGCUGGUGUCUCUGCAGGUCAGUCUGCAGAGCAAGAGGAGGAAGAACACAGAUGUGCUCUGGCUGGCAGCUCAGGUGUGCAGGGCUCUGAGGGGGGUCCGGUUGACCAGCUGUAAGAGUGCUAAGGACCGCACCUCCAUGUCUGUCACCCUGGAGCAGGUUAGGGUGCUCAGCCAGCAGCACAACCUCAGCCCCCAACACUUCCCCCACGCGCUGGACUGCAUGAGGAGGGAGGGCUGCAGGAUGGAGAACGUGCAGAAGAAUAUCUGCAGCAGGAAGUACGCCUUCAACAGCGUUCAGCUGCUCACCUUCCCCAGACUGUACCGACCCCCGGAGGGCACCUACGGAAGGGCGGCGUCCUAGAGGGGGGGGGGCAGGGGCGGGGAGCGAGAGAGAGGAGAGAGGGAAUGACAGGAAGUGUGUAAAUGUACCUCAGACUAUGAACAUGUGACCUAAUCUGUGCUUUUGUAAAGUGUCUCGUGUGUUAGCCUUCUGGACCUUGUAAAUAUGUUUUUACCCAAAAUAAAAAAUACAUAAUUAAAUAAUCAAACAAACUGAUUUGAGACUUCCCCACACACGCAUACUCCAAUUAUUGUUAUUAUGAAUUUAUUCAUGAAUAUCCCCGUUGUGAUACAUUGAGUCAUUGAUUACAUUUAUUAAUUUACA
Osmerus eperlanus (European smelt) is the source of this 1912-nucleotide messenger RNA. Its product is annotated as type II inositol 3,4-bisphosphate 4-phosphatase-like. NCBI's taxonomy places the organism in Eukaryota, Metazoa, Chordata, Actinopteri, Osmeriformes, Osmeridae. Gene Ontology annotation, molecular function: phosphatidylinositol-3,4-bisphosphate 4-phosphatase activity. Gene Ontology annotation, cellular component: cytoplasm. Bases 29 to 1609 code for a protein of 526 amino acids. The transcript is spliced from 13 exons. The record is from RefSeq and is a predicted model, not a curated record.